Messenger RNA from Saprolegnia parasitica CBS 223.65, 417 nucleotides. RefSeq lists its product as hypothetical. The transcript is spliced from 2 exons. The record is from RefSeq and is a predicted model, not a curated record. Bases 1 to 417 code for a protein of 138 amino acids. Lineage: Eukaryota; Oomycota; Saprolegniomycetes; Saprolegniales; Saprolegniaceae.
AUGCCGAGUGAACAACACCUCGACCACGCCAGCGACUUUAACACGACAGGUACCGAUACGCUCCUCCGGUCGAUCCUCGACAGCGUCGUCACCCAAGGCAAAAGUACCUGGGGUGACGACGGCGUUGACGCUGUUGUCCGCAUUUCCUUUCCGCUGCAUCCCGAGCAAGCCGCGACGCUCAAGGCCGUCUGCACCAUCUCGCCGUUUGGCCGUGGUCACGACACGGUCAUCGACACGAAUGUCCGUCGCUGCAUCGAGGCAACCGCCGACAAAGUUCACUUGUCGCCGGCGUGGACGGCUGCCGUCAACCAGUUGGUCAUUGACGCAUGCGAGAAAUUCGGUCUUUCGUUCCCUGUCGACGCGCACUUGUACAAGCUGCUCUUGUACGAGGCGGGUGACCAGGACACGGAGAAGUAG